Molecule: messenger RNA, 1476 nt
Organism: Colletotrichum orchidophilum
Lineage: Eukaryota; Fungi; Ascomycota; Sordariomycetes; Glomerellales; Glomerellaceae
Product: MYB DNA-binding domain-containing protein
Exons: 3
Coding region: 1-1476 (491 amino acids)
Biological process (GO): regulation of DNA-templated transcription
Cellular component (GO): nucleus
Molecular function (GO): DNA-binding transcription factor activity, RNA polymerase II-specific; RNA polymerase II cis-regulatory region sequence-specific DNA binding
Source: RefSeq, a predicted model, not a curated record
AUGAGGGCAGGGCAACAGGCGGACUGGCCCAGGCAAGGGACGGACGGCACCAACAAGAUCCCGUCAUCUGCCACUGAUACGGCAGAAUCAGAGAACUUUGUUGCCCUCACCACUUUCAGUCACGGGGCCAGCGUCACCGAUCUCCACCACUCCCUUCAGAAACUGCCCUUCUUGGGUGGUGUCGAGCAAACCGAAAAACUGGCGCGCGUCUAUCGCGCCCAUGACACAAGACCGUAUCCAACCUACCUAGGCGGCCAAACCGUCACCGUGGAUAUCGCGUCUCUCCUGAAGGCUCCCGACUCAGAUGAGUCCUCCACCGCUCCGCCUCAGCAUACCCGAUCUUCGUCAGACCCGUCCGCAACCGCAACCACGGCGGCCACAGCGCCUGUCAGCGGGCUACCUCCGUAUGGCCCGCCACCCGUAGCACCGGGCCUGGCUGUGAGCGGCAAGCGUGCCAUGCCGCCGCACGUUGCGGAGUCUCCGGCCAAGAAGCAGAGCAAGUGGUCGCCGGAGGAAGAUGCCUUGAUCAUCGAACUUCGGGGGAGCGGAAUGAAGUGGGAGGACAUUUCGAAACGCUUACCAGGACGAAGCGCCAUCAGUUGUCGACUCCACUACCAGAACUACCUCGAGAGGCGGAGCGAAUGGGAUGAGGAGCGCAAGAACAAGCUUGCACGGCUGUACGAGAGGUACGAUUUGAGCCCGAUACUCUGGAAACCACUCUGGAUUCGCAUUGUACAUCCUGAGGGGAAACAAACUAACACAGAAGCCAGGUUUAAACCGGAGAUGUGGGCAAAGGUUGCGGAGGAGAUGGCUGUCCCUUGGCGAGCCGCAGAGGCCAUGCACUGGCAGCUUGGCGAAGCCGAUAUGGCCCGACGGGCCGGCGUUGUACCCUUUUCCCUGACAGCGGUCAACGUAGACCAGCCUGGCGGUGGUCACCGGCACUCUCCUUCUCGAGGGCACAUGCACACCCAGUCCCAACCUAGCCUGCCUCGGGACAUUGGCGGACCAUCCCCACGAUACGGUCGACCACCUCCACCUGGCAUAUCACCGAUCCCCGGUGGACGAGCCAUCGCCGCCCGGCGCGAAAGCGUUCCCGGAAGGCCGCUGAUGGGAUCGGAUCCGAAUGAGAUGGCGGGGAUGGGGCCGGGUGGCCCCGGGUUGGCUCCGAUUCAGGGGCUUCCGCCAGGCCGGGGCGGGGGCAUGCUCCCGGGUGUGGCCGAACUGACUACCGGUGUAAGCCCCUACAGCACCCCAGCAUACGCGAUGGGCGGUAUACCGACGGCAAGCCCGGUGCCCAGCGCAAGAGCAAGCCCCGGACCGCUACUCCCAGCCCUCCACUAUCCACCACCUCACGAGCAAGCCGGUGCGAAGCGACGAGCCAGUCCAGGUACGGAGAUGAUGGGCUCAAGGGAAACGAGUCGGCGGCGGCACAUGGAUCCCCGCCAGGAAGAGAUGGACCGGCGGCGCGUUGCAUGA